This is a messenger RNA of Ziziphus jujuba (common jujube), 1567 nucleotides long. RefSeq names its product protein REVEILLE 8. Gene Ontology annotation, molecular function: DNA binding. The transcript has 9 exons. The record is from RefSeq and is a predicted model, not a curated record. Lineage: Eukaryota; Viridiplantae; Streptophyta; Magnoliopsida; Rosales; Rhamnaceae. Bases 155 to 1063 code for a protein of 302 amino acids.
UGCCGGCUACCGCCACAUAUAGUCCGCGCAGCCCAGCGCGCCACAUCUCGCCACAAACACAAACACAAACACACACUCUUUCUCUCUUUUCUUCUUUGCUUCCCUGGUUUUCUUCGUCUUCGUCUUCUUCAGGCUGAAUGGUGGUUCUUUCAACAUGAACUCCUCAAACUCUUCAAACCCUCAAUCAACAACUCCUUCAGAUGGCUCUGGCAAGAAGGUCAGGAAGCCCUACACCAUAACCAAGUCCAGGGAGAGCUGGACAGAGGAAGAGCACGACAAGUUCCUCGAAGCUCUUCAACUAUUUGACCGUGACUGGAAGAAAAUUGAAGAUUUUGUGGGUUCCAAAACGGUUAUUCAGAUUCGAAGUCAUGCCCAGAAGUACUUCCUAAAAGUGCAAAAGAAUGGGACAAUAGCACAUGUUCCUCCACCCCGGCCCAAGCGCAAGGCUGCUCAUCCUUACCCUCAAAAGGCAUCCAAAAAUGUUUUAUUGCCAUUGCCAGCAUCCCUUGCUUAUCCUUCAUCUAUGAAUGCCAUGGGAUCUGGUUAUCCUCCUUGGGAUGAUACUUCGAUGCUGAUAAAUGCUGCACCAAAUAAAGCCAUGGCAUCGCAGGAAGAAUUUGCCAAUCUUCAUGUAACUGAAGCACUUCUUAUGGCAUACGACGUUACUGAUUCAGCUGAUAUUGCAUCAAAGGGGGUUACAACGGUUAGUAACAGCAAUCUUAGUGGGAUGGUAGGCUCAAUUAGAACGUUGCCUAGUUCCGAGAUGCCGAAGCAAGGGAAACCUCCCGUGCUUCAUGCUAUUCCUGAUUUUGCAGAAGUUUAUAGCUUCAUUGGGAGUGUUUUUGAUCCAGACACAAAAGGCCAUGUCCAGAAGCUCAAGGAGAUGGAUCCCAUUAAUUUUGAAACUGUUUUGUUGUUAAUGCGAAACCUUACCUUAAACUUAUCUAGCCCUGAUUUUGAGCAAUUUAGAAUGGUCCUGUCAUCAUAUGAUGUCACAACAAAAACAGUGGGAGCUACUACAAGAAUUCUUACGGAGAAGCAGACCAGUGAUCUGCCUGUUUGAACAUCUUGGUUCUUACGAAUUGCAGACUGUACAGGGCGUCAAGAAUCAGCAACAACUUAGCCGGAUUUUUGUUUUGUUUACUUAGGUAGAAUCACGGAUCGAAAGUUUAAUGGUCCUAGUUCAGCAGGUUAUGACAUGUUAGUUUAGCAAUGAAUGCAGCCACAGCCAGGCCAAAUGUUUGAGGAUCCUGACGGAAGAAAAACCCAAAUUUGAGAUUUUUCAAGCUCUAUAUUGAGCUCAUUGUCUGGUGGCCCCAAGAAGAUGAUUAGUGCUGUUGCUGUUAUAUUGAUUUGGCCUUCAGCCAGACAAGUUAUGUAUAUCUUGUAUUUUUAUGGUAGUUUUUAUUAGUAUUAUUAUUAUUUUUUUGGUAAUUUUAUGGUAGUUUUUAUAUUUGUUAUAGAAAAUUCCAUUUCCAAUUUGUAAGGCCUGUGUGCCAACGCAGUGUAACUACAAUAAUUUAAAAAUAAUAAUAAUAAUAAUAAUAAUGAUAGUAAGUUUUCGUCU